Molecule: messenger RNA, 2722 nt
Organism: Adelges cooleyi (spruce gall adelgid)
Lineage: Eukaryota; Metazoa; Arthropoda; Insecta; Hemiptera; Adelgidae
Product: glycosyltransferase 25 family member
Exons: 10
Coding region: 177-1970 (597 amino acids)
Molecular function (GO): procollagen galactosyltransferase activity
Source: RefSeq, a predicted model, not a curated record
UUUUAGUUUUUUCCGUGCCAACCAUAGACCUAUAAAGUAUCUUUAUAGGUCCAUGGUGCCAACUGAUAACAUUAAUUUUUGUCAUGUCAACUUUAUCAGCUAUUGAUUGCAUGAAGAUAGAUAAUAUUAUCAUAAUAUUAUAAUCUAUAGGUCGAGUCAUUAAUUGUUUUGCCGGAAUGGCGCCAUUUCAAAACCGGCAAAAUAGUCUGAAAUGCAAUAGUCUAAUGAAAAUAAUGUCAAUCUGGAUAAUUUGUAUACUGUUGGUGUUAAUUCGAUUUUCAACAGCCAUAAUAAAUACAGAAGCCGGUGUUCAAAAAUUACCUACUGUGUUCGUGGCCAUUCUUGUUAGAAACAAAGCGCAUACCUUACCUUACUUUUUGAGUGCUUUCGAAUCGCUUGACUAUCCAAAAGAUCGUAUUCACCUGUGGAUUAGAAGUGAUCAUAACUCAGACACUUCUCCUCAGGUAUUAAACGAAUGGAUAUCCACUUCGGGAACUGCAUAUCAUUCCAUCGACAUUAAGAUAAAUAAAGAGUCAUCUCAGUAUGACGAAGAAAUUGGUCCGGCACAUUGGCCAAAUUCUAGAUUUCAGCAUAUUAUCGAGCUAAAAGAAACGGCAAUCAAUUCAGCUCGUAACUUCUGGGCUGAUUACAUCUGGUUUUUGGAUUGUGAUGUUUUUAUGAUUAAUCGCUUAACACUAAAAUUAUUAAUUAAAAAAAAUUAUCCUGUCGUUGCUCCAAUGCUCAAGUCUGAUGGUCUUUAUUCAAAUUUUUGGUGUGGCAUGACUGAUAAUUAUUACUAUAAAAGAACCCCGGAUUAUGCUCCCAUCAUUGAACGAAAAUCUCGAGGAUGUUUUCACGUUCCGAUGGUUCACAGUUCAGUUUUAAUAGAUUUAAGGUUUCAGAUCACUAACCAUUUAACAUUUGAUCAAAAUUUACUACUAAAUUAUACGGGUCCGUUGGACGAUAUUAUUACAUUUGCUAUAUCUGCAAAUUUUUCUGGCAUUCCAUUUUACGUUUGUAAUGAUGAAUUUUAUGGUUAUAUAACAAUACCACUUGAAAAAGACAGCUCUAUAGACUUGGAUAAAACUCAGCUAACAAAUAUUAAGUUAGAAAUUACUGUUGAAAGCGAUCCACUUGAAGUAUCCAGUAAUCUAUCCAGUGCCAAUUUGCUAACUAUGCCUAUAGAUAAUAUUGGGUUAGAUAAAAUUUAUGUUAUUAACUUGGCUCGACGGACAGAGAGGAGAAAACGUAUGCGUUAUUGUCUUAACGAACUUGGAUUGAAUGCGACAUUUGUUGAGGCAACUGAUGGAAAAGCUUUAUCCGACACAGAUUUGGAACAUAUGGGUGUGCGACUCAUGCCCGGCUACAAAGAUCCAUAUUACAAACGACCAAUUACUAAAGGAGAGAUCGGUUGUUUCAUGAGCCAUUACAGAAUCUGGGCUGCGAUCACCUCUGAGGGUUUGGACGAAGUGUUGAUCCUCGAAGAUGACGUGCGGUUCGAGCCGUAUUUCCGUUUCAAGUUGCAAGCUGUAUUGAACGACUUACGGCGUCUGAAAGUUCCCUGGGACUUAGUUUACAUAGGUCGGAAACCUCUAGAUGACAAAAGUGAGAUACGAAUGGAAAAUUCCGAACUUCUCGUCUGGCCAGGCUAUUCUUAUUGGACUUUGGGGUACUUGCUGAGCGGCCGAGGGGCGAAAAAAUUACUUAACGCCGACCCGUUGAAAAGGCUGUUGCCGGUCGAUGAAUUUCUCCCCAUCAUGUUUGACCAACAUCCGCAAAAAGAAUGGCUCGAACAGUUCGAAGAGAGGAACUUAGCAGCUCUGUCUGCUUAUCCAUUACUAAUUUAUCCCAUUCGGUACACGUCCGAAGAAGGAUAUGUUAGCGACACCGAAGACUCGGCAACAAUCACAACUGACAAUGACGACAAUUAUUACAAGCAAUCAAAAUAUAACGUCAAAGUAGAUUUAUGAUGAUUAAUAGAAUUUAACGCUUUAUCUUAACCAUUAUUAUAUUGUAGCAAUAUUAUAUUAUCAAAUAUUACAGCAUAUUGUCAAUUGCUAUACUAUCAUAUUUUUAUUUAUCGUUAAACGCUGAAUACUCGUUUAGUAUUCUUUAUAACCAUGACGUUUAGCCAUAUUAGUUUUUUAGAAUAAAUAAGCGAUCAAAUUUACUUUAUCAAACGAUGCCAUUUAAUAUGUAACCUUAGAGAAUCUCAAUAAUAUUAUUUUUUGUUUUGACAACAUUGUGGUGUAUUUAUCGACACCUAUUUAUUAUUUAUUUAUAUUAUUAUAAACUAGUACGAGUCGUUAUACAUUUAAUAUACUUUUAUAUUUUUAUCACCAUAUAUUUUAUAGUUAAAAUUAUUUUAUUCCAACUGUUGUAUAACUUAUAAAUUUUUUAUUUUCAAUAUUGUAUACGUAAACAUAUUGUAUGAGUGACAAAGUUUUGAAUUUUAUUAGAGUUAACGCCUGUUUGGGUCAAUAUGGUUUAAGUUUCUGAUGUACGUACUAUUGGACUUCCUAACUUCUAAGUAGAACCAAUGUUGUGUAAAAACAAUGAUUUAUUUAUAGUCUUCAAAAAGUGAAACUAUGUUACCGAAAUGAAAAAUGUGUUCAUAUUUUGUUUAUUCGUAUAAUAUUUCAGCUAGUCUAGUUAUUGUCUACUACAACAAUAUUAUAUUUAUUAUCGUGCCAUGUUUAUUUAAUAUAUUUUAUGUACUGAA